AUGGCUUCAGCAGUGUCGCCAGAGAACACACCGCCAAGACGCGAAUCGACUCAACCGACGGACGACUCGUCGUCCCGGCAUCGGCGGCUUGACGUCGCCGUGAUCGGCGCAGGCGCCGCGGGACUGGCCGCUGCGCGCGAGCUGAUGCGAGAAGGGCAUGUCGUGACUGUGAUUGAAGCGGGGGGUGAAAUAGGCGGCGUGUGGGCUUAUGACGAGCGGAUAGAAACGGAGGAUCUGCUAGGGUUGGACCAGAACCGGCAACAGGUCCAUAGCAGCAUGUACGCGUCGCUAAGGACGAAUUUACCCCGAGAAUUAAUGGGUUAUCUGGACUUUCCCUUCUCCGCGCCUUUACCUGGCGAUCAUCCCGAUGCUGACGUGGACCCGCGCGACGGAACUAGCGCGGAUUCGCGACGGGACGAUGCUGAUCUGCGACGGUUUCCGUCGCACAGGGAGGUGCUGCGAUAUCUCCGUCGGUACGCGGAUACAUUCAAAAUCUCGAACCGCGUGGAGCUCCACUGUAGAGUGAUCUCGGCCGUCCCUGUGAUUUCCCGCCAAGCAGCCGCUGAAGAAAGCGGGGAAGGCGGAAGGAAAGGGGGAGGCGUCGCAAAGGUGGGGAAUGGAGCGGAAGCGGAAACCAGCCAAGCGGAAGCGGGGAAAGAGGGGAACGUGGGGAAUGCGCAUGGGGAGGGGGAGAAUUGGGAUCUCCUAGAGACGACCGCGGAAGGGGCUGAGGCUCCUGUUGUUAGAUGGCGUCUUAAGAUUGCUCGGUCUAGACCGCAUAGGAGUAUUAGUACCGAUAGAGGGAGUUUAGGGACUCGGAAGGAGAAAUUAGUUUGGCCUACGUCUGCUUCUGAGGGAGAUUCGGGAGGUGCAGCAGCAGGGCUUGGGGAUGGGAAGAGGAUAGAAGUGAGGGAGGAAGGGGGAGUGGAGGAGAGGGAGUUUGAUGCGUUGCUGGUGUGUAACGGUCACUACUCACAGCCCAAGAUUGCAACUAUAGCGGGUGUGGACACGUGGCCAGGCAUUCACAUGCACAGCCAUAACUACCGCCACCCAGAGGGGUUUGCAGGCCAGGUGAGGCGAGAGGGGUUUGUGGGCAAGGUGGUGGUGGUGGUGGGAGCGGAGGCGAGUGGGCAGGACAUAGCGAGGGAGGUGGCGGCAGUGGCACGAGAGGUGCACAUCUGCGCCCGGGGCUGGCGCUCCCCCCCUGCUGCUGCUGCCACUGGUGGUACUGGUGCGAAAAAUGGUGCUGGAGUUGCUACUGCUGGUGGUGCUGCUGCUGCUGUUGCUGCUGUUGCAGUCACCGGGGAAAUAGAGGCGGGGUAUUUCGAGGAUCUCAGAGGCAGAGUGCAGCAGCAUCCCAUGGUCAGUAGUGCCCAACCCAAGAUCAAGCAAGCCAAUCCUGAUGGUACAGUGGAGUUUGAAGAUGGGUUCACAUGCCAUGCUGACGUCAUCAUGCACUGUACCGGCUACCACUACUCCUUCCCCUUCCUCGCCCUCCCCACCUCCCUCCUCUCCGUGGAUACCGGCCGUGUGACUCCUCUGUUCCGCCACGUGCUCCCUCCCGCAUUCGGCCCCUCGCUCUCCUUUAUCGGCUUGCCCUGGAAGGUCGUCCCCUUCCCGCUGUGUCAGCUGCAGGCGCGGUGGGUGGCGCAGCUGCUGUCCAGCCAGCUGCCCGUGCCGCCCAGAUCCGAUAUGGAGGGCGGCGUGCGUCGUCUGUAUGCGCGCAUGGAGGAGCAGGGCGUGCCUGAGAGAUACGCCCACAGGCUGGAUAUGGAGCAGUUCCCCUACAUGGACAGCCUCAGCACAGACUGUGGGGGCACCCCCCUGCCAGCAUGGCGGAGGGAGAUGUACGAAGCGGUGAGGCGGCUGAAGAAGGCCUUUCCAGGGUCGUACCGGGAUGAGUGGAUGGAGUGGGGCCUGGUGGCUGCUGCACAGGAGGACUUUGAGGGCUUAUUGCAGGAACUAGAGUGCAGUAUCAAGCAGUGA
This is a messenger RNA of Closterium sp. Naga37s-1, 1986 nucleotides long. The record is from the annotation of a GenBank genome assembly. NCBI's taxonomy places the organism in Eukaryota, Viridiplantae, Streptophyta, Zygnematophyceae, Desmidiales, Closteriaceae.